Molecule: messenger RNA, 3288 nt
Organism: Tupaia belangeri chinensis (Chinese tree shrew)
Lineage: Eukaryota; Metazoa; Chordata; Mammalia; Scandentia; Tupaiidae
Gene: ZSCAN29
Product: zinc finger and SCAN domain containing 29
Exons: 6
Coding region: 668-3223 (851 amino acids)
Biological process (GO): regulation of transcription by RNA polymerase II
Molecular function (GO): DNA-binding transcription factor activity, RNA polymerase II-specific; RNA polymerase II cis-regulatory region sequence-specific DNA binding
Source: RefSeq, a predicted model, not a curated record
CUGCUCGGACUUCCGGUUUGGGAGCUGGACCGGGAGGCUGGCGACCCGAGACUGAGGCCCGACCCCGAGUGGGUGAGGCUGGCCCGGGGUCUGGGAUGAAAGGUGACUGUGGGGCCGCUCAAGAGGGAGACUCUUUCAGGUGUCGGCCGGAGAGUACCCUCCGGGCGCCUUAGCUCAGUCGGAGGCCUCCGGAAGGGACUGCAUGACGGCUCUGCAAGUGACCCGGCCGGAGGGAGCGAAGACAAAGAGGCCGGAACGCCACACUUGCCGCUCUCUGAUCUGACCACUGUGCCCGGGAACCUGCAGCGCUCAGAGCCCCUGGCCAGCACCCGAACUCGCCCUCAGGAGACCCAUUACUGCUGCCCCUUCGGAUUCCCUCCCUAGCAGUGUGACUCUCCCCAAGCCUUCAGGUCCCCGCUUCAGGAGCCCAAAACAACUUCUCCAGCUGUGCGAGGCUUCUCGUCUGUAGCUCCCGAAUGCUUGCCGAGCGGUUACUUAUGCCGUAAGGGGAAACGACCCGACGUCCAAUACUUGAUUUUUGUCUCGAGUGGGAAUCGGAAGAAACUCCUCUAACAGAGAGAGCAUCUCCGUGAUUCUCCAAGGACAUGGGAAGAUAGGUGUAAGCCCACGAGCGCUUAAUUGGAGGGAAGCUGCUUUCCUGCUGUGAAUGAUGGCCAAGCCCACUCUGAGAGGGAAUGGCGCUAACUCUGAGACCUUCCGACAGCGAUUUAGGAGAUUCCAUUACCAGGAAGUGGCUGGGCCCCGGGAGGCUUUCAGCCAACUCUGGGAACUUUGCUGUCGGUGGCUAAGGCCGGAGGCACGCACCAAGGAACAGAUUGUAGAAUUGUUGGUGCUAGAGCAGUUCCUGACCGUCUUACCUGGGGAGAUCCAGAACUGGGUACAGGAGCAAUGUCCAGAAAGUGGAGAGGAGGCAGUGACUCUGGUGGAAGACUUAGAAAGAGAGCCUGGAAGACCUGGACGUUCGGUCACAGUCUCUGUGAAGGGGCAGGAAGUGCGCUCUGAGAAGAUGACACCCUUGAAAUCAUCACGAGAGUUAUUAAGUAUUCGGCAGGAGUCAGUGGAACCCCAGCCCAGGGGUGUACCCAAGAAAGAGAGGGCAAGAAGCCCAGACCUGGGACCACAGGAACAGAUGAACCCAAAGGAGAAGCUCAAACCUUUUCAAAGGAGCGCAGGAUUUCCAUUUCCUAAAUCCGGUGUGGUCUCCAGGUUGGAGCAAGGAGAGCCAUGGAUCCCAGAUUUGCUGGGCCCCAAGGAGAAAGAACUCCCGAGAGGUAGCUGCACAGGAGAUAGACGAGUACAUGCUGAUCUGUUACUAUCCAAGAAAGAGAGAAGAAGCUGGGUGGAACAGGAUCAGUGGGGCUUUGAGGAUGAGAAAGUGGCAGGUGUACACUGGGGCUAUGAAGAGACCAGAACUCUCCUCGCAAUUCUCAGCCAGACUGAGUUUUUUGAGGCUCUCCGAAACUGUCAUCGAAACAGUCAAGUGUAUGGGGCUGUGGCUGAGCGGCUCCGGGAGUAUGGCUACCUCCGGACACUCGAACAGUGUAGAACCAAGUUCAAAGGUCUCCAGAAGAGCUAUCGGAAAGUCAAGAGUGGCCACCCACCUGAGACCUGUCCCUUCUUUGAAGAAAUGGAAGCCCUGAUGAGUGCUCGGGUCAUUGCCCUGCCUAAUAAUGGCCAAGAAGAGACAGCUUCUCACUCUGACCUGGUGGGCAGUGAUGCUGAGACUGAGGAGCCAGGGCAGAGGGGUUGGCACCAUGAGAAAGGCGCAGAAGAGACUAUGGCUGAGGAGUCUGACAGUGAUGAAAUGGAUCUGGAAGCCACCCCACAGGACCCUGACAACUUGACUGCACCUGUCCUGUUCCGAAGCCCAAGUGGCGUACACUGGGGUUAUGAAGAGACCAAGACUUACCUUGCAAUUCUUAGUGAAACUCAGUUUUAUGAAGCCCUCCGGAACUGUCAUCGCAACAGCCAGUUGUAUGGUGCGGUAGCUGAGAGGUUAUGGGAACAUGGCUACCUUAGGACUCCAGAGCAAUGUCGGACCAAGUUUAAAAGCCUUCAAACCAGCUAUCGGAAAGUCAAGAAUGGCCAAGGACCAGAGACUUGUCCCUUCUUUGAAGAAAUGGAUGCUUUGGUUAGUGCUCAGGUUGCUGUCCCAGUUGGUGACAGCCAAGAAGAGGAAUAUUGCCAGGGAAGCAGUGAGGCUGAAGCUGAGAAGCAAGCUGAGGAGGAAGAAGAGGCCAUAGAGGAAGAUUCUGAUGAUGAUGAAGAGGAGACUGAGAUACCCCCAGAAGCUGUCAUAACCCGUGCUCCAGUCUUAUUCCAGAGCCCCAGCGGUUUUGAGGCUGGAUUUCAGAAUGAAGAGAAUCUAAAACGGGAUAUUUCUGAGGAAGUACAACUGCACAGAACAUUACUUGCAAGGUCUGAAAGGAAAAUUCCCCGUCGUCUACAUCAAGGUAGAAGCAGUGAGAGCAAAUGUAGAUCAGGAAGACAAUGGGAAAAGACCACAGAGGAGAAAAGAGGAAAACUGACACUCCCAGAGAAGAGUUCAGGUAAAGUCCUAAGUCAUCAGAGACCUUGCGUGGGAGAGAAACCCCAUAAAUACUUCAGAUAUGGCAAGAGCUUUGGUCCAAACUCCCAUCUCAUGCAUCAGAUAUCCCAUCAAAUGGAAAAUCCAUAUAAAUGUGCAGACUGUGGGAAAAGCUUUAGUCGGAGUGCACGCCUCAUUAGACACCAGAGAAUCCACACUGGAGAGAAACCUUAUCAGUGUCUUGACUGUGGGAAAAGCUUCCGUGACAGUUCAAAUUUCAUCACUCAUAGGAGAAUCCACACAGGAGAGAAACCGUAUCAGUGUCGUGAGUGUGGAAAACGUUUCAAUCAGAGUUCAAGCCUUAUAAUUCACCAGCGAACUCACACAGGAGAAAAACCCUAUCAAUGUGAAGAGUGUGGAAAAAGCUUCAAUAACAGUUCUCAUUUUAGUGCACAUAGGAGGAUACAUACAGGAGAGAGACCCCACGUGUGUCCCGACUGUGGAAAGAGUUUCAGUAAGAGUUCUGAUUUACGUGCACAUCACAGAACCCACACGGGAGAGAAACCCUAUGGUUGCCAUGAUUGUGGCAAAUGCUUCAGUAAAAGCUCUGCCCUUAAUAAGCACCGAGAAAUUCAUACAAGAGAAAAGCUUCUGUCACAGUCAGCAUCAAAGUAAGCCCCUGAAAAUAAAGGAAGAGUUUCAAUAAAUGUAUUUUUUGGAAAAGUCUUCCCAAAAUGAGA